AUAUAAGGUAUUUUGGCUCAAUCGUACUGUGUUAUUAUGACACUUUAUUAAGUCCAAGAUAUUUAUAUAUUAUACACAUCUGUAAAUUUGUAUACAAUUCCUGACACCAUUACGCUAGCUGUACUCUACCUCUCUGCAAGACGACUGAUGAUGGGAACGAUGAUUCCUCAGAAUGUCGAAAAGAAAAAAGGCGGCAUGGUCACCAUGCCCUUCAUCUUUGCAAAUGAAGUAUGCGAAAAACUGGCUGUUGUUGGAUUCUCCACCAAUAUGAUGAGCUAUUUGACAGGGCAGCUUCAUCUGCCGAUAACCAUGGCCGCCAAUACUCUCAACAACUUCGGCGGGACGGCUGCUCUGACGCCGUUGCUUGGAGCCUUCGUCUCCGAUGCCUUCGCCGGGAGGUUUUGGACAAUUACCAUUGCCUCAAUAAUAUACCAAAUAGGAAUGAUCAGUUUGACAGUGUCAGCAGUUUUGCCCAAUCUAAGACCUCCCGCUUGUAAUAAAACCAGCGGCCAGAUUUGCGAGCGAGCUGAUUCAGGCCAACUGGCGGUUCUCUAUAUCUCGCUGUUGCUGACAGCCUUAGGUUCCGGUGGGAUCCGGCCGUGCGUGGUGUCUUUCGGGGCUGACCAGUUCGAUGAGAACGAUCCGAGGGAGAAGACCACGACAUGGAAAUUCUUCAACUGGUACUACUUCUGUAUGGGGGCGUCCAUCCUGGUUGCGAACACAGGUAUUGUGUAUAUUCAGGACAACGUUGGAUGGGGCUGGGGGCUUGGGGUUCCGACCAUUGUCAUGGCUCUGUCGAUUAUUGCCUUCGUCUUUGGGUAUCCGAUGUAUCGACAUAUUGACCCGGCGGGCAGCCCCUUUACCCGUCUGGUCCAAGUCUGCGUGGCGGCGUACAGGAAGAGGAAGGUGGCGAUGGUGUCUGAUCCAGCUCGAAUGCUGUAUGAAAAUGAGGAGCUUGAUGCUCCCAUCUCCGUCGGUGGGAAACUUAUCCACACCAAGAACAUGAAAUUCUUGGACAAAGCUGCCAUUGUUACGGAAAACGACAAUCUAACGACUAACAAUCCAUGGGAGCUGUCGACGGUCCACCGUGUGGAGGAGCUGAAAACCCUCGUCAGAAUGGGUCCGAUAUGGGUCACCGGCAUCCUCCUGAUCACGGCGGCUGCCCAGCAAAACACGUUCGCCCUCCAACAGGCCAAGUCCAUGAACAGACACCUCACCAACACCUUCAAAAUCCCAGCAGCCUCAAUGAGCGUCUUCGUGCAGCUAGCAAUGUUGCUCACCAUAGCCCUUUACGACAAGGUCUUGGUCCCCCUAGCCAGGCGCUUCACCGGCCUGGACCGCGGGAUAACCUUCCUCACACGAAUCGGCAUUGGCCUCGGGGUCUCAUUGCUAGGCACCAUGGCAGCCGGCUUCGUCGAAGUCAGGCGCAAGAAUGCUGCAUCCGCCGCCGGCCUGAUCGACAAACCCGAUGCCACCAUUCCCAUUUCAGUUUUCUGGAUAGUUCCACUGCAUGCUCUCCAUGGUGUAGCAGAAGCUUUCACGUCAAUCGGGUACCUUGAAUUUUUCUAUGAUCAGGCCCCGGAGAGCAUGAGGAGCACCGGGCCGGCAUUGUUCUGGCUUUCGAUCUCGGCAGGGAGCUAUGUGAGCACCCUUUUGGUCAGUCUUGUGCACAAAUACAGCGCCGGCCCUGAUGGCUCCAACUGGCUGCCGGAUAACAAUCUCAACAGAGGGAAAUUGGAGUACCUGUAUUGGUUGAUUACAUUGCUGCAGCUCUUGAACCUGAUUUAUUAUUUGUUCUGCACCAAGUUCUACACGUUCAAGCCAAUCAAGCCCCGCAAGCAGGAAGAGGAAGGGCCAAUAGAAGGAGGAGCUGAGGAUACACUUCAUCAUCUUGCCUGAUGAGCUAGUAUAUCGAGUUCUUCUAGAAGUUUAGUUAUGGAUGUAAAAGGGGUUUCACCGCUACCACAUAUUAUUUAGAUUGUGGUAUCUUUUUUAUUUUUUAUUUUUUAUUUUUAUAGCGUCGUCCUUCAACAAAUUAUAUAUACAUAAAUUGGCACUUGUUUGUUUUCCAUUGAUGUCAUCAUUUAUCCCUGUAUCAGACCAACAAUGUAUAUAUUUUGUUGUUCCCUCAAAUUGGGGAAUUCUUAAA
Messenger RNA from Andrographis paniculata, 2149 nucleotides. RefSeq names its product protein NRT1/ PTR FAMILY 3.1-like. Gene Ontology annotation, cellular component: plasma membrane. Gene Ontology annotation, molecular function: transmembrane transporter activity. NCBI's taxonomy places the organism in Eukaryota, Viridiplantae, Streptophyta, Magnoliopsida, Lamiales, Acanthaceae. Gene Ontology annotation, biological process: transmembrane transport. The coding region runs from base 148 to 1899 and encodes 583 amino acids. The record is from RefSeq and is a predicted model, not a curated record. The transcript is spliced from 4 exons.